Molecule: messenger RNA, 690 nt
Organism: Dermacentor andersoni
Lineage: Eukaryota; Metazoa; Arthropoda; Arachnida; Ixodida; Ixodidae
Product: ipis-1-like
Molecular function (GO): serine-type endopeptidase inhibitor activity
Source: RefSeq, a predicted model, not a curated record
UCUCACGAUGCGUUGCACGGCCCCGUUCCGCACGGCCGACUGCGCCGAGCUGGAGGCGACGCUGGUCGAGGUGCCGUACGAGAACCCGCGCAACAGCAUGGUCAUCCUGCUGCCCACCGGUCCUGGAGGCCUCGCCGUCCUCGAGGAGAAGCUCAGCGCGACGCUCGUGCUGCGCUGCAUCGACCGACUCAGGGACGAUGGCGAGGUCGAGCUGUCGCUGCCCAAGUUCCGCAUCAGGCACGUGACCGACCUGACGCAGGUUCUUCCCUUGCUAGGCAUCCACGAGGCGUUCACCGGGGAGGCGCGGCUGGACCGGCUGACUCCGGCGACCGGCAAGGGCAUUCACGUGUCGUGCGUCCGUCACGUGGCCACCGUUCACGUGAGCCAGGCCGGGGCUCAACCGGCGGAUCCGCGAAGCCGCGGCAGCUUGCCCGCGCCGGCGUGCGCCGUCGCCAAGAGGGUGGCCGUGGACCGGCCCUUCAUGUUCCUCGUGCUCAACAGGAAACCCGACCUGGUGCUCUUCCUCGGGUCCGUCACCACUGUCGACGUGUGAUUCUGGACCCGAGAAACGGAAUAGUGCGAUAUCGACACGACGCAUAUCGCGUCGCUUUCCGAUGCCGCCUUCGCGAACGUUUUCGCUCGUUUUCCUUUUGCGGUACAUUCCAAUGUCCUAUAAGUAUUUCACUUGCU